CAUCUUGCCCGGCCGUGACCUAGGCCCUGUGGCCGGGCACCGGCCGCAAUGAACUCUUUGCCCUGUCCCCUUCCUGGCCGUGGCGCCUCUAAAGUUGUCUUCCCGGACCUUGCCCCCGCCCCAUCGGUGGUGGCUGCUUACCCGCUUAGCCUAUCCCCCGGAACCGCAGCUUCCCUGGAUUUGUCCCACUCUCAGCCGAAUGGCCACCUUCUGUCCUAUUCUUACCCUGGGCCAGCAACCCCAAGAGACUCCUACCUGUCCAAUCAGCAACUCUCAGCGCCGCCAUCUCAGCCUUUCUACCAGCCGGCUGAACACCGGCAGAAACUCGAAGCAGAAUCAGGGAACCCAGUGCUGUCUCUGGAGCCCUCCCAGCAGCCCCUGACCAAGAAGCCCCGGAAGCUUAGAACCAUCUACUCCAGCCUGCAUCUGCAACACCUGAACCAGCGGUUCCAGCAUAUGCAGUACCUGGCCCUGCCUGAGAGAGCUCAGCUGGCAACGCGGCUUGGACUCACCCAAACUCAGGUAAAGAUCUGGUUUCAGAACAAACACUCCAAAUACAAGAAGCUCCUGGGACAGGGCUCCUCUGGGGAAGAGGAUUUCUCCGGAAGAUCCUCCUCCUUGUCUCCCUGCUCCCCAACCCUUCCAUUCAUCUGGGAUCUACCCAAAGCUACCCUGCCUACCGCUGGCUAUGACAACAGCUUUGGAGCCUGGUAUCAGCAUCACUCCCCAGAUGUGCUGGCACUCCCUCAGAUGAUGUGAGUCUGGAGGAAGGCCGGUCAGGCUCCAGCCCUCCUGUCAAGCUCAGGACCACGCACCUGCUCCCCUUCUGGGAGAAGAGGAAACUGGCUCCAGAUGGAUUUUCUCAGAAGACAAGAUGCUAAAGG
Acomys russatus (golden spiny mouse) is the source of this 884-nucleotide messenger RNA. RefSeq names its product distal-less homeobox 4 (gene Dlx4). Gene Ontology annotation, biological process: embryo development; cell differentiation; negative regulation of transcription by RNA polymerase II. The record is from RefSeq and is a predicted model, not a curated record. Gene Ontology annotation, molecular function: RNA polymerase II cis-regulatory region sequence-specific DNA binding; DNA-binding transcription factor activity, RNA polymerase II-specific. Lineage: Eukaryota; Metazoa; Chordata; Mammalia; Rodentia; Muridae.